AUGUCAGAAUAUGCUCCCACCGAAUCAGAAAGCGAUCGCGAGGCUUCUGACAACCAUCACUCACCAGCACCACGACCCGACCACCGGAUUCAUCGCCAGACCCAAGCCCAGUCAAGUCAGACUGGUCCCAUCCGGACGAGUAGUCAACCCCGUGGUCGCAAUUCUAUUCAAUCAAUUCCACCCUUAAGGGGUUCGGUAGCCGCGGCGGCGGCUGUAGGUCGGGAAGUGCGUAGACCUACGGCUGCUUCUCCUCAAACGGCCAGACAACCUCGUGCAGCCCUUAUUCCAACGGGUGGGGUUGCCCAGACACCGGCCCCAGUUGCAGCCCUCCGAACGGCACGCUUACCGGACCCAGAUGAAGUGCGAGUCACGGCCUUUGCUGGUAUCCCCGACAGUGCCAUUGAAAUGACGCAUCUCGAUGAGCCAAUUGAUGACGAGUUCGUUCAAGAACUGGAGGUUUUGUUUGAGUUGAGGCGAGGAUAUGCUCAUGCCGGCGAGUCCUUAGCAUAUGUGGCGCCCCCCCGGCAAUAUGCCAUCCACCUCUACAGCCAGCUCGCCAUUCUACAGGCCAUUGAUCGCACCCGAAACACUGUGGCACCUGUCCCGGACGUCCAUCCAGUCCCUGAGGUGGUUGCACCUGCGGACCAAGCUCGGAGCUUUAUGUAUGCUCCAGUUUUCAAGGGAUUUGUCAAACGAAGGGCUCGCGAGCUCCUCAUGACCAAGAACUUAAAGGUUUACGGGUCCGAUCCUCCCCGAGGAGCACCGGGCACCAUCAAGAGCUUAUUGGUGCUCGUAUUGGAUUACAUCAAUGAACAGCCCGCAAACUUCAAGCGCGAUUAUCUUCCACGAGGCUAUGCUGACGGCCAUCCCGGGGCCGUAUCCAGCGUCGAUAGCUUUGUCAGGGUCCAGUUGCGAAAAAGCCGAGGGAUGAUGCCUCCUGACAAACAUCCAGGCACCGUCUGGGAGGGAGAUCACUCAUCCAAUUCCCACUAUCACUUCCUUAAUGAUCUUGAUGCGGGACAGUUUGACUCCUCCGCUUCCCAACAGCACGGCUGUUGUCGCCGGCGACACUCGGGAGGCCCGUGGGAAUCAGACUCACUUGAAGGCUCGCCUUGCAUAUCUUCGUAUACUCACCAUCAUGCAGUUGGUAGGCAGGGGUCCCCGUGA
Messenger RNA from Puccinia graminis f. sp. tritici CRL 75-36-700-3, 1167 nucleotides. RefSeq lists its product as uncharacterized. The transcript has 6 exons. Lineage: Eukaryota; Fungi; Basidiomycota; Pucciniomycetes; Pucciniales; Pucciniaceae. The coding region runs from base 1 to 1167 and encodes 388 amino acids. The record is from RefSeq and is a predicted model, not a curated record.